UGGAUCCAGAUCCUAACCACAGCAACAAACCAUUGCGAUUCCCACCACCACCUGCACCGUCAUCUUCACUCUCCAACAACGAACCCCCAACCCAACCUCACUUCGGAUCCUCCAACGGGUUACUCGAAUCUCAAUUUCGGAGCUCCAAAAUAAUGGAGCAUCAGUCUCAUAGCGCAGAGGAAACGACGUCGUCUUCUCCGAUGGCCGCGCUGCUCCCCUUGGCCUCCGACUCGCAGCAACCUUACGUCUCCGAACUCCUCUCCUUCACCCUCGAUCGCCUCCACAAGGAACCGGAGCUGCUUCGCGUUGAUGCGGAGCGGAUCCGGCGGCAAAUGCAGGAGGUAGCCGUAACGAAUUACCGGGCGUUCAUUUCCGCCGCGGAUGCAUUGAUAGCGAUUCGUGAGGAAGUUACCUCUAUUGACAAGCAUCUUGAAGCCUUGAUAAAUGAAGUCCCAAAGCUGACAUCUGGAUGCACUGAGUUCAUAGAAUCUGCAGAACAGAUUCUGGAAAAGAGGAAGAUGAACCAAACAAUGCUAGCCAAUCAUAGCACUUUGUUAGACUUGCUAGAAAUUCCCCAACUUAUGGACACUUGUGUACGAAAUGGAAAUUAUGAUGAGGCCCUAGAUUUGGAAGCAUUUGUUGGUAAACUUUCAACCAUGCAUCCCAAGUUGCCAGUUAUUCAAGCAUUAGCCGCAGAAGUUAGGUUAACUACCCAAUCACUACUUUCUCAGCUUCUUCAGAAACUUCGCUCAAAUAUUCAGUUACCCGAAUGCCUCCGCAUUAUUGGAUAUUUACGGCGAAUAGGAGUAUUUAGUGAGUAUGGAAUGCGCUUGCUGUUCUUAAGAUGCCGUGAAGCUUGGCUUACUGGUAUACUUGAGGAUCUGGACCAGAGCAAUCCGUAUGAGUACCUAAAAGGGAUGAUUAACUGUCACAGAAUGCAUCUUUUUGACGUUGUUAAUCAAUAUCGAGCAAUAUUUGCUGAUGAUACUUCAGGAAGUGAGGAAAAUUAUGAUGGUGGGCUUCUUUUUAGUUGGUCAAUGCAUCAAAUUACAUCACAUCUUCAAACUUUGAAAGUUAUGCUUCCAAAAAUAACUGAAGGUGGAUCUCUCUCAAAUAUUUUGGAUCAGUGCAUGUACUGUGCUAUGGGACUUGGAUGGGUUGGACUAGAUUUUCGAGGCUUGCUCCCAUCACUCUUUGAAGAGGCUGUUCUUAACUUAUUCUCAAAGAAUAUGAGUACCGCAGUAGAUAACUUUCAGUUGGUCUUGGAUUCGCAUCGGUGGGUUCCGCUCCCAGCUGUUGGCUUCCAUGCAAAUACUGUUGGUGAAGAAAGUCAGGAGGAUGUCACUCCACCAUCUUAUUUGAUGGAGCAUCCACCUCUUGCUGUUUUUAUUAAUGGUGUAUCUGCAGCAAUGAAUGAACUGCGUCCAUGUGCCCCAAUAAGUCUAAAACAUGUCCUUGCCCAAGAAUUGAUUAAGGGAUUACGAGCUGUUUCUGAUUCAUUGUUGCUGUACAAUACAACUCGAGUGCUCAGAGCGAACGAAUCAGGACUUUUCCUCUCACUCUGCCGGGCAUUUAUUGAGGUUGCUUAUCCUCAUUCUGCAACAUGUUUUGGACGAUGUUACCCCGGUGGAGCAACAAUUAUUAUGGAUGCUAAGAACUUGUAUGACGGAAUCAGCCGCCUAUUAGAGACAUCCUCUGCUGCAAGAGAGCUCCCAAAACCAGUGAACAAUGGCAAAGCAAAGGGUGCAGAUGAGAAUGGUGAUGUUCCGGCAGCAGCAGAGAACGGAGAAACAACUACCGCCAAAGAAUCCAAAGCCAUCAAUGCUGAUGAGGUGGUGGUGGACAAAGUCCCUAUUCCAGAGACAGAACAAGAACACACCAAUAUUGAAAAGCCCAUGAAUGAUAGUGUGACAUCUUAAUGAUGGAUAUAAAUAGAUAUAAAUGGAUUUCUGUUCUUCCCUUGUCUGUAUUUUAUUAUUCUUUUGUAUCUUCAAGAAAGGAUGUUGCUAGCUGUAAUUAUAUUGUCGAAUUUCGUCAAAUUUACAUAAUCUUCUAGUCCAUAGAAAGCAUUUGUCCUAUUAGAAGAAAGAAGAGAAUUUUGACAGA
Arachis ipaensis is the source of this 2106-nucleotide messenger RNA. RefSeq names its product conserved oligomeric Golgi complex subunit 8. Gene Ontology annotation, biological process: intra-Golgi vesicle-mediated transport. The record is from RefSeq and is a predicted model, not a curated record. Gene Ontology annotation, cellular component: COG complex. Lineage: Eukaryota; Viridiplantae; Streptophyta; Magnoliopsida; Fabales; Fabaceae.